Alternaria atra is the source of this 1488-nucleotide messenger RNA. RefSeq lists its product as uncharacterized. NCBI's taxonomy places the organism in Eukaryota, Fungi, Ascomycota, Dothideomycetes, Pleosporales, Pleosporaceae. The transcript has 2 exons. The record is from RefSeq and is a predicted model, not a curated record. The coding region runs from base 1 to 1488 and encodes 495 amino acids.
AUGGCGUCUUUCGUUCUCUACCUUUCCGCAACUGUGCUGUUCGCUCAGUCCACAGUCGCUUCAAACUGCACUAAGAAACCGAUAUAUGUCGAUAUCCACAAGCGGGCCGUACACGAUUCGCCAGUCUUCCAAUAUGGAUCCUUCAUCGGACUAGGGACGCCUGCACAAAAUCAGAGUCUUUGGCCAUCACUACAACAAAACCAUAUCUCCUUCGCGUCAAGUAACUAUUGCAAAGAGGCAAACACGACGCUCAAGGAUUGCGAUAGAAAUACAGGAGGCUUUUUCAACGAUCGAGAUUCGGAUAGUUUCGAGAACGACGAAAACUUCCAAACACUAGACGAUGAUCAAAAAGGAUUUACGGGGUUCUUCGGCCAAGAGACCCUACGAUUAUAUACACAUUACUUCGAGACGGACGGCGCGUCGCAGACAUUACUAGGAAACACCACCGUUGAAGUCGCUGAAUCAGGAUCGAUCACACCUGGAAGGGUUGGCAUAGGGCCAUCUUCAACGGUGCUACGAGAUCUCGUUGCGCAGGAUAUAAUUGCUGGUAAAACGUAUUCGCUCUAUAUCGGUCAAGGAUUUGAACGAGCUGGGGGCGCAGUCAACGGCAGCAACGUCUUUGGAGGAUAUGACUCUGGUCGCUUCACUGGAGAACCGCACAAAUACCCAAUGAACAUCAACAACCCUAGUCCGAUGAGCGUUCGCAUCAAAGACAUUGUUAUCACCAACACGGAGGACAACGCAAAUGUAUCACUCUUCGACAACACAGUCUUCACUGACAUGGAGACGCGGGCAGAGGACUUCGAGGCCCAGAUCACGACUGAGCAGUUCCCAUUCUCUCUACCCUAUCAGAUCACCCAAAACUUCAUCAAACGGCUAGGCGCUGAGCAAGAUAACAAAUGGGGCGACAACUCGCUGAAGUUGAAGAACGCUUUUAACGGUUCACUCUCUAUCGUGCUCGAGGAUGGCUUCACUGUCACCCUCCCGCCAGAAGUCCUUAUGAACGCCUCGAACAUCACACCCAUCCAAGAUCGCGAAGAGUCAGCAGACACGCCGUUCUACCUCGGCACCGCUUUUCUAGGACAGGUCUACUUGAUGGCCGACUACGAAACUAACAACUUUUUCCUCGCUGAAGCCAUUCAAAAGAACAACAUGGUUAUGCCAGUAACUUUCUGCCCCAAAUCUACCCCCACAGCCUACGAACGUCCCAAACAGUCCGCAUGGCAAAGCCAAGGCCUGAUUGGUGCAGUUAUCGGUGGUGUGGUCGGCGGUAUUGGCAUAAUUUGCGCAAGCUACUGUAUAUGGAUCACAUGGAUGCGAAAGAAGGAUGAACGGAACCUGAAGAGGGAGUUGAAGAGAAACUCACAAAGAAAGAUGGAACAGAUGGAUAUCGAAGAGGCACAACCAAAGUUCGAUCCACCACCAAGGAGUGUGAACGCAGCGAAAGCCAUGUUUUGGAGGAAGAACAAGCCGGGGUUGACUUUUUGA